AGCUUGCGAGGGAGAAGAGCGAGAGAGAGUGCGAGCGAGAAAGAAUAAAAGGAAAGAAGAUUUUCUCUAUGUAUAUAAAGAUGGCCACGUUAGCAAACGGACAGGCUGACAACGCGAGCCUCAGUACCAACGGGCUCGGCAGCAGCCCGGGCAGCGCCGGGCACAUGAACGGAUUAAGCCACAGCCCGGGGAACCCGUCGACCAUUCCCAUGAAGGACCACGAUGCCAUCAAGCUGUUCAUUGGGCAGAUCCCCCGCAACCUGGAUGAGAAGGACCUCAAGCCCCUCUUCGAGGAGUUCGGCAAGAUCUACGAGCUUACGGUUCUGAAGGACAGGUUCACAGGCAUGCACAAAGGCUGCGCUUUCCUCACCUACUGCGAGCGUGAGUCAGCGCUGAAGGCCCAGAGCGCGCUGCACGAGCAGAAGACCCUGCCCGGGAUGAACCGGCCGAUCCAGGUGAAGCCAGCGGACAGCGAGAGCCGAGGAGAAGAUAGAAAACUCUUCGUGGGCAUGCUCAACAAGCAGCAGUCCGAGGACGACGUGCGCCGCCUCUUCGAAGCCUUCGGGAACAUCGAGGAGUGUAUCCUGCGCGGGCCGGAUGGCAACAGCAAGGGGUGCGCCUUUGUGAAGUACUCCUCCCAUGCCGAGGCACAAGCCGCAAUCAACGCUCUGCACGGCAGCCAGACUAUGCCGGGAGCCUCAUCCAGUCUGGUGGUCAAGUUUGCCGACACCGACAAGGAGCGCACGAUGCGGCGAAUGCAGCAGAUGGCCGGCCAGAUGGGCAUGUUCAACCCCAUGGCCAUCCCGUUUGGGGCCUACGGCGCUUACGCACAGGCACUGAUGCAGCAGCAAGCGGCACUAAUGGCGUCAGUCGCACAGGGCGGCUACCUGAACCCCAUGGCUGCCUUCGCCGCCGCCCAGAUGCAGCAGAUGGCGGCCCUCAACAUGAAUGGCCUGGCGGCCGCACCCAUGACCCCAACCUCAGGUGGCAGCACCCCUCCGGGCAUCACUGCACCAGCUGUGCCUAGCAUCCCAUCCCCCAUUGGGGUGAACGGCUUCACCGCUCCCCCACAGGCCAAUGGGCAACCUGCCGCGGAAGCUGUGUUUGCUAAUGGCAUCCACCCCCUACCCAGCCAGAGCCCCACCGCCGCGGACCCCCUGCAGCAGGCCUACGCUGGAGUGCAGCAGUAUGCAGCAGCCGCCUACCCUGCUGCCUAUGGUCAGAUAAGCCAGGCCUUUCCUCAGCCACCUCCAAUGAUCCCCCAGCAACAGAGAGAAGGGCCCGAGGGCUGUAACCUGUUCAUCUACCAUCUGCCCCAGGAGUUUGGGGACGCUGAGCUGAUGCAGAUGUUCCUCCCUUUCGGCUUCGUGAGCUUCGACAACCCGGCCAGCGCGCAGACCGCCAUCCAGGCCAUGAACGGCUUCCAGAUCGGCAUGAAGAGGCUCAAGGUGCAGCUGAAGCGGCCCAAAGACGCCAAUCGCCCAUACUGAGCGCCGGCGGGAGCGUCCCCCGGGGGAGACCAGGACUCGCACAGGGCAGGAUGCUGAACGGGCUACAUUAAAAA
This is a messenger RNA of Lynx canadensis (Canada lynx), 1564 nucleotides long. RefSeq names its product CUGBP Elav-like family member 4 (gene CELF4). Gene Ontology annotation, molecular function: mRNA binding. NCBI's taxonomy places the organism in Eukaryota, Metazoa, Chordata, Mammalia, Carnivora, Felidae. The record is from RefSeq and is a predicted model, not a curated record. Gene Ontology annotation, cellular component: ribonucleoprotein complex; cytoplasm; nucleus. Gene Ontology annotation, biological process: regulation of alternative mRNA splicing, via spliceosome; mRNA splice site recognition.